Messenger RNA from Pseudogymnoascus destructans, 1032 nucleotides. RefSeq lists its product as uncharacterized. The record is from RefSeq and is a predicted model, not a curated record. Lineage: Eukaryota; Fungi; Ascomycota; Leotiomycetes; Thelebolales; Thelebolaceae. Bases 1 to 1032 code for a protein of 343 amino acids. The transcript has a single exon.
AUGCUGUCGGCCUUACAACGUCUUGCUAUUGAGCAAGACUUUAGCGAUUUAGGCAUAGAAACAAACGCUCGGAGCAAGCUAGAUCAGGCAGCAAACGCAUUUAACAAGAAAGAACUAACGACGAGCGCCAAUCUAUUUCUUGAAAGUUGGCGUAUCUUGCAAAACGAGUAUGAAAGUAAUCUUUAUACGCAAGUUAAUUCCUUACCAGAGCUAGAGCAGCAGCGACAAACCAAGUCUCAACAAAAUAAGGGAAGAAUGAUUUUGAGUUUUGCCGCCCUUAAUGACCUUGCAAGAGCCUGCUCGCAAAACGAUGAGGAGUACAAAGACGAGGCUGGAAAAUGCAAGCUACAAGUUUAUGCUCUCCAGCACGGCUGGGUAAGGAAUACAAUUGCUAAAGCGCUUGAUAUUGACGAAAACAGCAAGAGCAGCGUGCUCUUAGAAGGAAAAGGCGUGGCUCAAGUAUUCUUACUAAAAGAUCCGCUUGGGCGUCUGUUAGAGAAGGCAGACAGCUUCAAGGAGGCUGCAGCCAUUGUUUCAAAAUUUUGCUUCUUUCACGUUGCUUGUGUUUCUGGAACAUCUAAGGAACACGACGUUGCUUAUGAGUUUAUCAGCAACAGUAUGAGAUGGGUUUGUAUCAGAGCUUCUCUUGAAGCAGUAUGUAUCAAGGAUGCAAAGUUUAAGAGCUCUAGAAUCACUCAAAUGCAGGCAGAGAGCAAGAGCCGUCCGGAAACAGAGAAAUACGAGGGAAUCAAAAAAGAGCUAGUGAUCAGAACGGAUGAGCAAGAGCAGGAUGGAAAUCCACUAGAGAAGGAGAAGGAAGUGGAGCUAAUUGAAUUCCUCGAGAAGUUCCACACCACAGACUACAACGGUAAAAGUUGCCAACAAAUGCAACAGAAGGACAAAAGCGGGUCUUCAAAUGAGGAUGAGUCGACGGAUCAAGAGAGUGUCUACGAAGACUCCCUUCAAGAUGAAGAUAAGGACCUAGAUAAUCUCUUCGAUAGGUUUCACAUCACAGACCCAGACAGAAAGUAG